AUGUUUUCCUCAGAAAUCGCCAGAUUACGGAAGUUAGGUGUACAGGGGGUUAGUCCUUCCCUUCCUUCUCCUUCUCCUUCCUUUGUGACUGACAAUCAGCUACUCUUCCAACUACUCAACCUUCUCAGCGUGGUCACAUCUGGAUUGAUGAUGUGGAAAGCACUUUGUCUUAUUACCAACUCUGAAUCCCCCAUCGUCGUGGUCCUUUCAGGAUCGAUGGAACCUGCAUUCUACCGCGGAGACAUACUUUUCCUUACGAACCCUCACCAUGACCCGUAUGAAGUUGGUGACAUUACCGUGUACAAAGUGCCCGGUGGAGAUGUACCCAUAGUACACAGAGUGAUAGAAUCACAUAUAACGAACACGACUCAACUUCUUCUCACAAAAGGAGAUAACAACCCAGGCGACGAUCUUGUCCUAUAUGGCGGUAUGCAAUGGCUGGAACCGAAACAUAUCAUUGGUAGAGUCAGAGGGCGAGUUUUGUUCUUGCCUUAUGUGGGUUAUGUGACGAUAGCUCUGGUCAGUCAGCAUCUAAACUUUUAG
This is a messenger RNA of Tremella mesenterica DSM 1558, 543 nucleotides long. RefSeq lists its product as uncharacterized. The transcript is spliced from 6 exons. Gene Ontology annotation, molecular function: serine-type endopeptidase activity. Gene Ontology annotation, cellular component: membrane; signal peptidase complex. The record is from RefSeq and is a predicted model, not a curated record. Lineage: Eukaryota; Fungi; Basidiomycota; Tremellomycetes; Tremellales; Tremellaceae. The coding region runs from base 1 to 543 and encodes 180 amino acids.